Molecule: messenger RNA, 4960 nt
Organism: Lucilia sericata (common green bottle fly)
Lineage: Eukaryota; Metazoa; Arthropoda; Insecta; Diptera; Calliphoridae
Gene: Cph
Product: B-cell lymphoma/leukemia 11A
Exons: 5
Coding region: 183-3308 (1041 amino acids)
Biological process (GO): regulation of transcription by RNA polymerase II
Cellular component (GO): nucleus
Molecular function (GO): RNA polymerase II cis-regulatory region sequence-specific DNA binding; DNA-binding transcription factor activity
Source: RefSeq, a predicted model, not a curated record
CAUUUCUCAUAAUUAAAAUAAAAAAAUCGAAACAAGAAAUUAUAGUGAAGAAAUAUAGAAAAAAUAAUUUUGAAAUAAACUAUAUUAAAAAAAUAUUUUUAUGAAUAAUUUUCAAUUGUUAUUUGCAAAACAAGAAAAUACACUUGUCCAGUGAUAAAAAAUAAAACAUUUUCCUACUAAAAAUGUAUACAAAGAUGUUAUCUAUAAGCGAGGAUCAAGGAUUUCGUUCCCUAAGUCAUUCUGACUCCACAGAAGCAGAUGGUACUGCUCAGGAUAUGCUAACGUGCGGAACAUGUCAAAAAGUAUUUGCUCUUUCUGAUAUAGUCAAAUUUAUACAGCAUAAAGUUUUGCAAUGUAAUAAGGAAAACUAUGGCCAGUGUUCCACCCAAGGCCCCUCAAAUGACAGAGCUGAUACCGAAGAUGGAAGGCCGUUGGGUUUAGCAAAUCGGCGUCCAUCAUUAUCGGCAGCCACUCGCAAACAAUCAAGUGGUUCUCGAAUCCACACGCCACCACCUAGUCCAGCGGACAUGUUGGCCGAUGGUGCAUCAAGUACACCAAAGCGUUUAGUAGAUGAAAAUGACAAUACUACACCCAAAAACUCAGAAUCUACUCUUGAUGAGCUUAAAUCCUGCAAUACAGCCGUUAUUAAACAAGAACUUCAGGAUGAUAAUGAUGCAGAGUCUAACAAUGACAAUGAUGAUUGCCAACCUGUGACAAAACGUCCUAAAAUAGAGUUUGUCGAUGCUGAAUCAAAUACUUUACAUACAGAACCUAGCAAUUACACAUGUUCGACAUGCAAAACUAGACAUUCUUCGGCAUGGCGUUUAAUCCAACAUGUGCAACAUUCGCAUGGAGUUAAAAUUUAUGUUGAAUCUACAUCAUCAGUAGACCCAACUCAUUUGGUGUCUGAAGCGAUAAUGCCUGCCCAACAGAGAGAAAAUAACUCGAACAACACAAGCAGCAGUAGUCCCAAUAGCUCAGUAUGCAUAACAUCGCCUAUUAUUGUUUGUAGUCAACAACAGCAGCAACAUCAUCAACAGCAACAACAACAGCAGAUUCAACAUCAAAUGCAUCACAGAGCUGCUGCCGUUGCCGCAGCAGCUGUUGCAGCGGAACAACAUAAACAACAGCAACAAAAUAAUUUAACAACAGCUAUGCAAAAUGCACAAAAUUUAGCUGCUGCCGCAGCUGGAAUGCGGCAUCAUCCUCUGCUACCACCACCUGAUAUGCAUUCUACAAAUCCAUUUAAUUUAUUGCGAAUGCCUUUGCCACCAACUCUUGCUCAAGGAUCAGUGGUUCCUACCGUUUCUCCUCUUUUCUCGCGCCCUCAUGCAGAUCAUUAUCGCAUGGAGCAGCUUGUAUCAGAGCAAUUUCGUCAUCAUGGACUCAAUCUUGCAGCCGCAGCAGUAGCAGCUGCCAACUCACUUGCUGCGCCCCAUACGCCAACAUCCCAAUUUAACCAAAGUUCUAAUGUCUCUUCUGUUGGAUCUGUGGAGCCAAGACCACCAUCUAGUAGCAGCUGUCAUCGUGGCACAACAACACCCUCUUCAUUACCGCUAAUUACUGGUCAACAACAGUCUUCAAAUGCUUCAACACAGCAACCUAAUUCUCUAUCAAUCGAACCUCAGAUGGAUUUUUACUCGCAGCGAUUGCGUCAGCUUGCAGGAACAACAAGUCCUGGAGCUGGAAACAUUGUUAACUCGAGCUCGCCGAGUCCACGACAAAAGCAAUCGCCGAACUUCGCGAGCCCUUCCCCAUCGCAUCAACUGCCACCUACUCCAGUCACAAAUAACACUCGUCCGCAUUCCCUGACACCACCUGAAAAGAGCAAUAUAGUGUCGGGCGAAAACGGAACGGUAUUAAAUACUACACCCCGCUCAGCAUCGACGCCACCCUCAAAACCAAGUCAGGAAUCUUCGGUUAGUGCAUCAGUAUAUACGUGCGCUUAUUGCGAUAAAAAGUUUCGUUUUGAAAAUAAUCUCAUCAUUCAUCAGCGAACUCAUACUGGUGAAAAGCCAUACAAAUGCACUGCCUGUGAUUUCGAGUGCUCGCAUAUUCAAAAACUUAUGAAGCACAUGCGUGUGCACCGCAGUCCUAUGGAAGAUGGUCAUAGCAACACAGGAUCGGUAGAAACAAAUGAAUGUGACACCGAGCCAGAACAUGAUGCAGAAGAAAAUCCUGAUGAUGAAAUUAAUGAAGAUGAUGACGAGGAAAUGGAUGAACAAGACGAAAUAGAUUAUGAAGCAGAAGAUCUUAGUGUUAACAAUAACCGUUUAGAUGGUAAAAAUGAUAAUCCAAAAUGCACCGCUUCUGUUGCACCCACAUCCUUAGUUGGUGAGCUAAUGGACAAAUUUGGUUUAUCGAACAUCGCUCAGUAUUCGGAAGCUUACAAACAGGCUCUCCAAGAAUCAAGUAAUUUUAAACAACUUACCAAAGAUCUAGAUAACAACAACUCCGCUAGCUCUCCCAUUAAUCAAAUGUCUGACAAACUUAAUGGGUUCCCCGCCGCGUUACGCCUCAGGGAGGAAUUUGCAAAGAAUAUAUUCCAGAAACCACAACAGCAACAAGACUCAAACCAUCCGCCAUCGCAAGUUCCACUUUUCAACCCUUUCCCCAACCCUUUCGAAAUUUCAAAACGCAUGAAAAUGGAUGGAAAUGAAUGGUGGAAUAUGCAAACCCUACAUCGCAACGAUUCACUUUUUGAAAAUCUCAAGCUUAAACCGCUAGGUCUGGGUCCGGCCAAUUCAUUGCUGACACAAAACCCUUUAAUGAAAAAAGAGAGCCGUCAACGGAAUGAUACUUGUGAGUUUUGUGGUAAAGUUUUCAAAAACUGUUCGAAUCUUACCGUCCACCGCCGUAGUCACACUGGUGAAAAGCCGUACAAAUGUGAACUUUGCUCAUAUGCAUGUGCCCAGAGCUCCAAACUUACACGCCACAUGAAAACUCAUGGCCGAUCUGGUAAGGAUGUGUAUCGCUGUCGUUUCUGUGAUAUGCCUUUCAGCGUUCCCUCCACGUUAGAGAAACACAUGCGCAAAUGUGUUGUAAAUCAGGGUAAGGCAGCAGCAGCCGCUGCUAAUGCUGCAAAUGCCGUUGUUGCCGCACAGGCUGCAGCAGCCGCUCAACUCCAAACACAAAUGCCUGCUGCACAGCAACUUUCCUCCCCACCAACUAACGCCUCAUUUCCUCCACAAUUUACCAACAUGGCUGGUAGCACAAUUUCUUUACCCAGCAGUAUUGGCGACAACGACUUCAAUGCAUCUACAAGUGUAUCUUCCCAACACGCUAUAUCAUUAAAACACGAGGCAUGACUUUAUCAUAAUUGGAACAACAGUUCUGGUAACUUAAAUUCUCCGGCAGUUGUUCUGCAGUCACAGCAACAGCAGCACCUGUUGACACCUCCACAGCAUCACCACCUUCAACAUUCUCUUCCAACAGUGAAUCGCAUUUUGUCACGUAUCUUUUAAAGAUAUUUGCCCACACUAUAGUGAAUUCUUGUAAAUAUAAUGUUGUUUUCUAAGAAUAUUCGGAAUAUCCGAAACACCUAAGCUCACUUUCUAAAAGAAAGAGCUGGUUUUUAUAUAAACCUAAAAUGUAUGAAAAAGUGAUGUCCCAUUUUACCCGCGGUUACUUCUUUGUAUCUCGUUCUCUUUACCAAAGCAAUAAAACAAUGAAAAUGAACAACUGUAGUCAACCAGCGAUGUAAAACACCUCUGCUGAAAACCCGUUAUUUGAACGAGUAAUUUUCAUCACAUUUCCCAGUAAUAUUCUUAUAUUUUAUUAAGUUCUUGUUUUUUAUAAUUUAAUAGUUAUUACACAAUUAAAACUUAUUAGCUAAUCUAUAAUCGCAGUGAAAUUAAGUAGAUGUUUUUCUUUAAAUUUAGAAAAAUCUUUAAUGAAGAGGAAACAAACAAAUUAUGUGAGUAGUGUUCAUUCGUAUUUGAAAUAUUUCCAUUAUACAUACAUACAUUUUUUUACCUCGAAAUGUUGUGAUCGAUGAGAAAAUCAAAAAAAUUGUAAAUAAACAUUGAUGAUCCCUCCUUAUUCAAAUGGUAAAAAGUUUUUAUGAAACGGUUUGUAUGAAACAUGUCAAUGAAAAGCCAAUAUUUAUAUGUAUAUUUUUUCCUUUUUGCAAGUGUCUAUUAAUCCAUACGCCCACUUGACAAACAGUUGUCCAUUUUUUCAAGAGACUGAAUUUUUAUUGGUUUGGUUUUAGUUGUCGUUAUGAUUUUUAAGAAUUUAUUAUUAUGUGAUUAUCGUUAUUUUUCGCUCGUUAUAUGUAUCGCAUUGUUUAUUUUUGUUGAGAUAAUCAGUUUUGUAGAGAAGAAAGUUAUGAUAGAUUGGCUAGCAAGAGAAACACAUACCUGUUGAAAGAUAAAUAUCCGAUACAGGGUUGCUUUCCAAAUUUAAGUAUCCAAAAAAUAAAAUAAUUGUUAUUGGGGUGUUUUUUUUAUUUUGUGAAAAAUUCAACAUUUUUUUAAGAAAAACUGAUUUCAACAUUUAAUCAUUCGUAAUCAUCUAAGCCUUUUGUAAAUUAUUCUUUGCCUUUUUAGUUUUAAUUAAAUUUAAAUCGAAAUGUACAAAACAAUACCACUGUAUCAUACAUUCUUAAUUGAAUAUAUUAUUUCCUUAUUAUUUCUACAUCUACUAGAAAAUUUAUUGUAUUAAAAAUUUAAGAUUAAUAUGAAUUAAAAUAAAUUACAAAACAAACAUUUCAAAAACAUACAGCGUUUUUCAUUAAUUUAGUUAGUUAUUUAUUUAGUUUCAUUUAACGUUUCACAUUGAAAAACUUAAAAUCGAUAUUUUCGAACAUUUAGCCAAGUAAUUUUACUAUAUAACUCUGUAAAAAACUGUCGUCAAAUAAAUUCGUUGUAAAAUAAUAGUUUUAUUACAGACAUUGAAAAAAACGUUUUUAUGGAAACAAGCAAAAAUAAAAAAAUAUAUUUAACGUGUAUUUUUAAAA